Messenger RNA from Lemur catta (Ring-tailed lemur), 6722 nucleotides. It is a transcript of the gene WIZ, whose product is annotated as WIZ zinc finger. The transcript has 12 exons. Gene Ontology annotation, biological process: regulation of transcription by RNA polymerase II. Lineage: Eukaryota; Metazoa; Chordata; Mammalia; Primates; Lemuridae. The coding region runs from base 55 to 5736 and encodes 1893 amino acids. Gene Ontology annotation, molecular function: DNA-binding transcription factor activity, RNA polymerase II-specific; RNA polymerase II cis-regulatory region sequence-specific DNA binding. Gene Ontology annotation, cellular component: nucleus. The record is from RefSeq and is a predicted model, not a curated record.
CAAUGCCCCGCUGAGCCAGCCCGGCAGCUGAGUGGAGCCCAGCAGAGAGCACCCAUGGAGGGGUCCCUGACAGGUGGCCUGGCUGCACCAGAUCGUCCUCGAGGCUCAGAGAGACUGCCCGGCCUGAUGCCAAGGGAGGACAUCGAGGGUGGGGCUGAGGCUGCUGAGGGGGAAGGUGGCAUCUUCCGGUCCACCCGUUACCUGCCUGUCACCAAGGAGGGCCCCCGAGACAUUCUGGAUGGCAGAGGUGGCAUUUCUGACGGGCAGCCCCAUCCCGGCCUCAGCGAAGCCCUCCCCCGUGCCACCUCCGCCACCCAUCGGAUCAGCAGCUGCUGCUGGGACGGAGGCAGCCUGGACUUCCGGCCGGGCUCCCCGCCACCCCGUCUCCUCAGCCACUUCCCUGGCCCCCCUGAUGGCCGGGGGUCCUGGGAGCACUCCAUGGUCCAGGAGGCUGGGGAGGGCAUCCUAUCUGAGCGGAGGUUCGAGGACUCGGUCAUUGUGAGAACCAUGAAACCCCACGCUGAGCUUGAGGGCUCUAGAAGGUUCUUGCACCACCGAGGUGAACCGAAGCUCGUGGAGAAAGCUCCCCAGGGCCAUCACAGGUUCGACUGGCUCCAGGACAAGGAUGAGCAAGGUCCCCCCCAGGACACAGGGCUGCACUUGGACCUGCCUCCCCAGCCGCCGCUGCCACCACCGCUCGCCCCCUUCAGGAGGGUGUUCGUGCCCGUGGAAGACACCCCCAAGGCACUGGACGUGGCAGUGGUGGGCACCAGAGAAGACCUGGAGGACCUCGAGGGGCUGGCCCAGCCGUCUGAGUGGGACAUGCCCUCAUCAGCCUCAGAAGUGGCCACGCAGACCUGGACAGUGAACUCGGAGGCAUCCGUGGAGCGGCUGCAGCCACUGCUGCCCACCAUUCGGACCGGGCCCUACCUGUGUGAGCUGCUGGAGGAGGUGGUCGAAGGGACGGCCAGCCUGGACGAUGAUGAAGACGAGGAGCCAGCUGUGUUCCCGUGCAUCGAGUGCAGCAUCUACUUCAAGAAGAAGGAGCACCUCCUGGAACACAUGAGCCAGCACCGCCGAGCCCCGGGCCAGGAGCCCCCUGCCGAUUUGGCCCCGCUGGCCUGCAGCGAAUGUGGCUGGGCCUUCUCGGACCCCGCUGCCCUUGAGCAGCACCGGCAGCUGCACCAGGCCUCCCGGGAGAAGAUCAUCGAGGAGAUCCAGAAGCUCAAGCAAGUCCCUGGCGAUGAGGGCCGGGAAGCUCGGCUGCAGUGUCCCAAGUGUGUCUUUGGCACCAAUUCCUCCAGGGCCUUUGUGCAGCAUGCCAAGAUGCACAUGCGUGAGCCACCAGGCCGGGCUGCCAAGGAGACUUUUGGGGGCGGCAGUGGGGCUGGCAGCCCAGGCCCCGAGGCCAGCACCCUGGUCUAUCAGCCCUACGGAGCUGCCUCGGGCCUCGGUGCCUGUGUCUUCUGUGGUUUUCCCGCGCCCAGUGAGAGCCUGCUCAGAGAGCAUGUGAGGCUGGCGCACGCCCGUCCCCACUGGGAGGAGGACGGCGAGGCUUUCGAGGACGACCCCGACAGCCAGCCGGGCACUAGCCAGGAUGUGUACGCCUGCUUCCCUGAUGCCACAGAGGACUACUUUGGCAAAGCCGAGCCGCGCUUGGCCCCCAUGGGCCGGGAGAGCCCUGCUGGAUAUGACCCCAGCCUGGCCUUUGGCCCAGGCUACCAGCAGCUGGGCAUGAGGGAUUUCCCGCUGUCAAAGCCACUCCCGGAUGGCUCCGGCCAGAGGCCUCUUGGAAGGCUGGCCUUCCCCUCCCGGUUAGCAUCUGCUCCCUACUCCUUACAGCUUGGAAGGAAGAAAAGCACUGUCCACCCACAGGGGCUGGGGGACCAGAGGUGUCCUUGGAGUGAAGAGGAGGAGGAGGAGGAAGAUGACGACGAUGACAUAGUGCUGACCUCCGAGAUGGAUUUUUCCCCCGAAAAUGGGGACUUCACACCCCCACCUGUCCCCAGCCUCAUCCCACAGCCAGCCCUAGAGCUGAAGCGGACAUUCCAAGAAGCCCUUCGGAUGGCGGAGGCUUCGCGGGCCCAGCAGCGGCAGCUCCAAGGCAUGGUCCCUGUUGUGCUGGUGGCAAAGCUUGGGCCGCAGGUCAUGGCUGCCGCGGUGGCCAGGGUGCCCCCAAGGCUGCAGCCUGAGGAGCUGGGGCUGACGGGGGCCCACCCGCUGGACUUACUGCUCCUGGACACACCGUUGGGCGGCCCACUGGGGCUGGAGACGCUCCUGGAUGGGGACCCGACUGUGGCUCUGAAGCAUGAGGAGCGGAAAUGUCCCUACUGCCCUGAUCGGUUUCACAAUGGCAUUGGCCUGGCCAACCACGUCCGGGGCCACCUGAACCGUGUGGGCGUCAGCUACAAUGUGCGGCAUUUCAUCUCCGCUGAGGAGGUGAAGGCCAUCGAGCGCAGGUUCUCCUUCCAGAAGAAGAAGAAAAAAGUGGCCAACUUUGACCCUAGCACCUUCAGCUUGAUGCGCUGUGACUUCUGCGGGGCUGGCUUUGACACACGGGCCGGCCUUUCCAGCCACGCCCGGGCCCACCUGCGUGACUUUGGCAUCACCAACUGGGAGCUCACGGUCUCACCCAUCAACAUCCUCCAGGAACUGCUGGCCACCUCCGCCACUGAGCGACCCCCCAGUCCCCUGGGCCGAGAGCCUGGGGCUCUGCCUGGCAGCUUCCUGACCUCCCACCGGCCCCGCUUCCCUCUCACCAUGUCCUUCCCACCCACCUGGGCCGAGGACCCUGGACCAGCCUACGGAGAUGGCCUGGGUUCUGAGGAAAAUGCAAUGGUGACCAUGGACUUGGGCUCCCCCCCGCUCCCUAAGAAGAGCCUGCCUGUGCCUGGGGCCCUGGAGCAGGUGGCCAGUCGGCUGAGCAGCAAAGUGGCUGCAGAGGUUCCUCAUGGCAGCAAACAGGAGCUGCCAGACCUCAAGGCCCAGAGCCUGACCACCUGCGAGGUCUGUGGUGCCUGCUUUGAGACCCGCAAGGGCCUGUCCAGCCAUGCAAGGUCCCACCUGCGGCAGCUGGGAGUGGCAGAGUCGGAGAGCAGCGGUGCGCCCAUCGACCUCCUCUACGAGCUUGUGAAGCAGAAGGGCCUGCCCGACACCCACCUUGGGCUGUCCCCAGGCCUGGCUAAGAAGUCCAGCUCACUGAAGGAGGUGGUCACCGGGGCCCCCCGGCCUGGCUUGCUCACCCUGGCCAAGCCCUUGGACGUACCAUCUGUGAACAAAGCCAUCAAGUCGCCUCCCGGUUUCUCAGCCAAGGGCCUGGCCCACCCGCCCAGCUCUCCACUCCUCAAGAAAGCACCGCUGGCCCUGGCGGGCUCCCCUAACCCCAAGAAUCCUGAGGACAAGAGCCCCCAGCUGUCCCUGAGCCCCCGGCCAGCCUCCCCAAAGGCACAGUGGCCCCAGUCUGAGGACGAGGGGCCCCUGAACCUCACUGUAGAUAGUGACGGGGGCAGAGAGCUGGACUGCCAGCUGUGCGGUGCCUGGUUUGAGACCCGCAAGGGCCUGUCCAGCCACGCCCGUGCCCACCUGCGCCACCUGGGCGUCAGCGACCCGGAUGCCAAGGGAUCCCCCAUAGACGUGCUCCACGGGCUCAUCAGGAGGGACGGCGUCCAGAUCCGCCUCCCACCCGGGCACGGAGCCCUGGCCCAGCUGGGGCGGCCUCCCACCUCCGCGGCCCUCUCCUUGCUCCCCCCCCCACCGCCGGCCAAGAAGGCCAAGCUGAAGGCCGCGGGUAUGGCCAGCCCCUGGGGGAAGCAGGACCUCUCGGCCGCCGCAGCCGCCGGCAUUUUCUGGGCCUCUGAUGUGGAGCCGUCUCCUCUCAACCUCUCCUCCGGCCCAGAGCCAGCACGAGACAUCCGCUGUGAGUUCUGUGGCGAGUUCUUUGAGAACCGCAAGGGCCUGUCGAGCCACGCACGCUCCCACCUGCGGCAGAUGGGUGUGACUGAGUGGUACGUCAAUGGCUCACCCAUAGACACACUGCGGGAGAUCCUGAAAAGACGGACCCAAUCUCGGCCCGGUGGACCCCCAAAUCCACCAGGGCCCAGCCCAAAAGGCCUGGCCAAGGUGAUGGGCAGCGGAGGUCCUGGCAGCUCGCUGGAAGCCCGCAGUCCCUCGGACCUUCACAUCUCACCCUUGGCCAAGAAGUUGCCACCGCCACCAGGCAGCCCCCUGGGCCACUCUCCAACUGCCUCUCCUCCCACGGCCCGAAAGAUGUUCCCAGGCCUGGCUGGACCCUCCCUGCCCAAGAAGCUGAAGCCUGAACAAAUGCGGGUGGAGAUCAAACGGGAGAUGCUGCCAGGGGCCCUUCAUGGGGAGCCGCACCCAUCUGAGGGUCCGUGGGGGGCGCCGCGGGAAGACAUGACACCCUUGAACCUGUCGUCCCGGGCAGAGCCGGUGCGCGACAUCCGCUGCGAGUUCUGCGGCGAGUUCUUCGAGAACCGCAAGGGCCUGUCCAGCCAUGCACGCUCCCACCUACGGCAGAUGGGUGUGACAGAGUGGUCCGUCAAUGGCUCACCAAUCGACACACUGCGGGAGAUCCUCAAGAAGAAGUCCAAGCCAUGCCUCAUCAAGAAGGAGCCGCCCGCUGGAGACCUGGCCCCUGCCUUGGCUGAGGAUGGUGCCCCCACAGCAGCCCCUGGGCCCAUGCAGUCCCCACUGCCACUGUCGCCCCUGGCCAUCCGGCCAGGCAAACCAGGAGCAGGGCCAGCCCAGGUUCCCCGCGAGCUCAGCCUGACACCCAUCACUGGGGCCAAGCCCUCAGCCACUGGCUACCUGGGCUCAGUGGCAGCCAAGCGGCCACUACAGGAGGACCGCCUCCUUCCAGCAGAGGUCAAGGCCAAGACCUACAUCCAAACUGAACUGCCCUUCAAGGCAAAGACCCUCCAUGAGAAGACCUCCCACUCCUCUACCGAGGCCUGCUGUGAGCUGUGUGGCCUUUACUUUGAGAACCGCAAGGCCCUGGCCAGCCACGCACGGGCACACCUGCGGCAGUUUGGCGUGACAGAGUGGUGCGUCAACGGCUCGCCCAUCGAGACACUGAGCGAGUGGAUCAAGCACCGGCCCCAGAAGGUGGGCACCUACCGCAGCUACAUCCAGGGCGGCCGCCCCUUCACCAAGAAGUUCCGCAGUGCUGGCCAUGGCCGCGACAGUGACAAGCGGCCGCCCCUGGGACUGGCACCUGGGGGCCUGGCCAUGGUCGGCCGCAGUGCUGGGGGGGAGCCGGGGCCUGAGGCUGGCCGGGCAGCUGACAGUGGUGAGCGACCUCUAGCAGUCAGCCCGCCGGGCACCAUGAAGGCCGAGGAGCACCAGCGGCAGAACAUUAACAAAUUCGAGCGUCGACAAGCCCGCCCUCCAGAUGCCUCCUCAGCCCGGGGGGGUGAGGAGGCCAAUGAUCUGCAACAGAAGCUGGAGGAGGUGCGGCAGCCCCCGCCCCGAGUCCGGCCGGUCCCCUCCCUAGUGCCCCGGCCCCCCCAGACAUCACUCGUCAAGUUUGUUGGCAACAUCUAUACUCUCAAAUGCAGGUUUUGUGAAGUGGAAUUCCAGGGCCCCCUCUCCAUCCAGGAAGAGUGGGUGCGGCACUUACAGCGGCACAUCCUGGAGAUGAAUUUCUCCAAAGUGGACCCCCCGCCUGAGGAGUCCCAGGCCCCACAGGCACAGACAGCGGCGGCUGAGGCUCCCUAACACAAAAACAUUCCAGAUUCCCUCUUGUGCCACCUCUGUCUCGCCUCCUCUUUGUCCUCUUCCCUCUUCUCCCUCUUUCUUUUCCGUUUCCAAAGGAGCAAGCCAAAACCUCAAACCGGCACCCCUUGGGGGGCCGGGCACACUACAGCCGGGGCGCCCUUCCCCCAGCCCAAGGACUCUGGGGCCACAGGGUGUCUUCCUUCAGGCCAAGCCCACCUGGUCCAGCGGGAGGGCAGCAGCCAGGUCUCUGGUGGCAGCUGAUCUGGUCACAAGGGAAGACAGCACCCCCUGCCCCCCAUGAAUCUAGCAGCCAGGCAGGGCUAUGUCUGCCAUCCGUGGCCAUUUGCAAAGACUCCAAAGACCCCUGUUCUGGUUCCCUCUCACCCCCAUGAAUAUCCUCUCUCACGCAUGUACAUGCGAACACACACAACGUGCACCUCGUGAGACAUGGGAUCUGCCCCAGCCCCCCAGUUCCUGAGUCGAACGACCACAUCAUGCCACGGUGCUUGCUCAGGGGAAGCCACACUCCCUCUGUGGGGCCCACAAGGGCCUGGGAGCCCCCCACUGAGCCCACAAUGCCACGGAAAUCCUUGUUGGCCACCCCCAGAGGGGCCUUCCCUGCUAGGAAGAGCUCAGACUGACAGCUGCCUCCUGCCAUGUCAGUGGCCCCCAAGAGCCUCAGGGGCUCCGGGGCCCGGAAGGGUGGGGUGGGGGGUGGGACUCUCCUCCCCCACUCCUGUCUCCCUCGCCCUUUUCACUGUUGCUUUCUAUAUAUAGGUCCCUAGACCUCUCACUUUUUUAAAAGCGCGUUUUGUGUAGAGAAUAAGGAACGUGGAUCUUUUUAUUUUGCAAUCCUGGGCCAGCUAGAAACCGGGAGCAGAUUUGACCUUUUAACUUUUUUCAGUGGCCACGUUUUGGUUAUCAAUGUAACUAGAAAUAUGUAAAUUAGAUUAAAUGUCUCUUCUGGAAACAUCCUGGGGCAGGCA